Molecule: messenger RNA, 206 nt
Organism: Rotaria sp. Silwood2
Lineage: Eukaryota; Metazoa; Rotifera; Eurotatoria; Philodinida; Philodinidae
Source: the annotation of a GenBank genome assembly
AUGCGUGAAAUCGUUCAUAUUCAAGCUGGACAAUGCGGUAAUCAAAUUGGCGCUAAAUUUUGGGAAGUUAUUUCGGACGAACAUGGUAUUGAUCCAACUGGUACAUAUCAUGGCGAUUCUGAUCUUCAACUUGAACGUAUCAAUGUCUACUACAAUGAAGCAGCUGGUGGCAAAUAUGUUCCCCGUGCUGUUCUUGUUGAUCUUGA